Schistosoma guineensis is the source of this 1584-nucleotide messenger RNA. The record is from the annotation of a GenBank genome assembly. Lineage: Eukaryota; Metazoa; Platyhelminthes; Trematoda; Strigeidida; Schistosomatidae.
AAUUGCUUGACGCGGAAAAUGCGACUCCUGAGCUCCGUAUCGCGCAUUUUUGGAGUUGUAAAUAGGAAGUCAUCUUCAACCACUAUAAAAACAGUUGCACUUAUACCUGGUGAUGGUAUAGGUCCAGAAAUAUCGGCAGCUGUUCAGGAAAUUUUCAAAUUUGCUGAUGUUCCUAUUAAAUGGGAUUCAGUGGAUGUAACACCUCGACCUACAGAAGACGGUCGCUUUCGUAUGCCACAGUCUUCACUAGAUAUUAUACGCAAGCAUGGAAUUGGGUUAAAAGGUCCAUUAGCUACUCCAAUUGGGAAGGGUCACCAAUCUUUAAAUUUAGCAUUACGAAAAGAGUUCAAUCUUUAUGCCAAUGUUCGACCAUGUAAAUCUAUUGAAGGCUAUGAAACUCCUUAUAAAAAUGUUGAUUUGGUUACAGUUAGAGAGAAUACUGAAGGUGAAUAUUCUGGUAUAGAACAUGUGAUUGUGGAUGGUGUUGUACAAAGUAUUAAAUUGAUCACUGAAGAAGCAAGUCGACGUGUUGCUAGAUAUGCAUUUCAAUAUGCAAAAGAUAAUGGUCGACGUAGUGUAACAGCUGUGCAUAAAGCUAAUAUUAUGAGAAUGUCAGAUGGUCUAUUCCUUCGAGUAUGCCGUGAAGAAGCUGCACACCAUAGGGAGAUUGAAUUUUGUGAUAUGUUUUUGGAUACUGUCUGCUUAAAUCUUGUUCAAGAUCCAACUCGUUUCGAUGUAUUAGUUAUGCCAAAUUUGUAUGGUGAUAUAUUGAGUGAUUUAGCCGCUGGUUUAAUUGGUGGUCUAGGUGUUACACCAAGCGGUAACAUUGGUGAAACUGGAGCUAUAUUUGAAUCAGUACAUGGUACCGCUCCUGAUAUUGCUGGUCAAGAUCGUGCCAAUCCAACUGCUCUACUCUUUUCAGCCAUUAUGAUGCUUCGUUAUAUGAAUUUAAAUAAGUACGCAGAUUUGAUUGAAUCUGCUGUAUUGGCUACAAUUCGUGAAGCGAAAUAUCUUACGGCGGAUCUUGGCGGUCGUUCAACUUGUUCUCAAUAUACUAAAGAAAUAUGUCGUAAAAUUGAAGAGAAAGCUUCAAAUCGAUAAGAAUAAUGUAAAAUUGUUUAGUUUCUUCUUUUUGUUUUCUUUGUCAUUCUGUUUAUCUAUCAUAUUUAAUUUAAUGAAAACAUAGAAACAAAAAAAACGAGGGGGGGAGAGGCAAAAGAAGUAAUAAAACAAUAUUUAAUUAUUGAAAUUUUGUAUAGUUUUAAUUUAUGUUAUCUAUUUGGUGAUGAUGAUAUACAUUAGUUUUAUCCUUCUGUCUUGUACGCAGUGAAAACAAAAAAGUACACUAUUUCUAUUAGUGUAGAUUCAUAUAUGUGGAUCAGUUCAUACAUACAUACAUAUAUACACACACACAUACUGUGUAUCUUCUUUCACCUUUUCUUUUUCGCCGACGUUUUGCUUAGAACAGUUAAUUACCUAUAUGUGGAUUUGCAUGAAAUGUUUAAUUUUUAUAGAAUUGCAAAAUUAAAAUAUGAAUCACAUGCAUAUUAUCUUUAUUUGUUGAAAGAGGUUAGGAUAAACGGG